This is a messenger RNA of Salvelinus namaycush (lake trout), 471 nucleotides long. Its product is annotated as fibroblast growth factor 11-like. The transcript has 4 exons. The record is from RefSeq and is a predicted model, not a curated record. Bases 1 to 471 code for a protein of 156 amino acids. Gene Ontology annotation, biological process: animal organ morphogenesis; positive regulation of gene expression; positive regulation of cell population proliferation. Gene Ontology annotation, molecular function: growth factor activity; fibroblast growth factor receptor binding. NCBI's taxonomy places the organism in Eukaryota, Metazoa, Chordata, Actinopteri, Salmoniformes, Salmonidae. Gene Ontology annotation, cellular component: cytoplasm.
AUGGCGGCUCUCGCCAGCUCGUUGAUCCGCCAGCGGCGGGAAGUGAAGGACCCCCAGGCCAACCGGCAGGUGGCCAACAAGAGGAAGCCGUGCCCCAAGGCCAACAAGUCCCUGUGCCAGAAACAGAUAUUAUUACUCAUUUCAAAAGUCCGACUAUGUGGCAAUCGAGGCCGAAAAUUAGAAAAAAGACCGGAGCCCCAACUGAAAGGCAUUGUCACGAGACUCUACAACCGGCAUGGCUUCUACCUCCAGAUGCUUCCGGAUGGCACCAUGGACGGCACAAAGGACGAAAGCAGCUCCUUCUUGCAGUUCAACUUGAUUCCUGUGGGCCUGAGGAUAGUAGCCAUCCAGAGCACUAAGACAGGGCUCUACAUUGGGAUGAACAGCGAUGGAUACCUCUACACUUCGGUCAGACACACCAGUUCCCGUCUCUCCCAACCCUGCUCCCCUCCUCUACCCCUCUCAGACUAG